This is a messenger RNA of Oldenlandia corymbosa var. corymbosa, 3029 nucleotides long. The record is from the annotation of a GenBank genome assembly. NCBI's taxonomy places the organism in Eukaryota, Viridiplantae, Streptophyta, Magnoliopsida, Gentianales, Rubiaceae.
AAAGGAGAAAAUGUAAAUAAAGCUCAAAUAUAGGAGUCACCAACAGUAAUCCAAUCUCCCUCCACAGAAACCUGAAAAGCCCAAAUUAUAUCCGGUGUGAUAAUAAUGGCGGGUUCACCAUUUUCUCUCAGCUCCGCCACUUCCGCCAUGAGAGCUCUUACUCCGACCUGCCGCCGGUUUCAGUUCUUCACAUCCCCCAUCCCUAUUUUCCACAACUUCAAUCAUCACAGUUCCAAAAACUAUCUUCCUCGGCGCUGCCAAAACUUCCCGGCCUUCACUGUCCGCUGCUCCGGCUCCAUAACGGCCAAGCCCUCGUCGGAGCUCCGGAAGAAACGCAGUGAUGAUUCCGAACAAGACUACAAGCUCCGAGCCCUGCGCGAGCUUUUCUCCAAGCCCAAUAUCAACAUCGAUGCUUAUAUCAUUCCUUCCCAAGACGCCCAUCAAAGUGAGUUCAUUGCGGAAUGUUAUAUGAGGAGAGCCUAUAUCUCUGGUUUUACGGGAAGUGCCGGCACGGCAGUUGUCACAAAGGACAAAGCAGCUCUUUGGACAGAUGGACGAUACUUUCUCCAGGUGAGAAAUUUGUAGCAAUGGGAAUUUUCUUAGAUUUUUUACUGCUCUUAUUGGCUUGUUGUUGUUUGACGAGUAGGCUGAGCAGCAGUUGAACUCUAGCUGGAUUCUUAUGAAGGCUGGAAAUUUGGGAGUGCCUACCACCACUGAGUGGCUUAAUAGCGUGCUGGCUCCUGGUUGUAGAAUUGGGAUUGAUCCUUUCCUGUUUUCAUCUGAUGCUGCAGAAGAACUGAAAGAGGCCUUUUCUGAAAGAAAGCACGAGUUGGUCUACUUAUAUGACCUCAAUCUUGUAGAUGAAAUAUGGAAAGGAUCGAGACCAAAACCUCCUAUGAAACCAAUUAGAUUGCAUGAUCUUAAGUAUGCUGGUAUAGAUGUGCUGUCAAAGCUAUCUUCCCUGAGAUCUGAACUGUCCGAUGCUGGUUGCUCUGCAAUUGUUAUUUCUAUGCUCGAUGAGAUUGCCUGGUUACUGAAUCUGAGAGGUAAUGAUAUUCCACAUUCGCCAGUCAUGUAUGCCUACUUAGUCGUGGAGAUUGAUGGAGCCAAGUUAUUUGUUGACAAGUCUAAGAUCAAUUCGGAAGUGAUGGAUUACCUGAACCAUGCCGGAAUAGAUUUGUGUCCUUAUGAAUCCAUUCUCUCUGAAAUAAAAAGUUUGGCUGCCAAAGGUGCUCAUCUUUGGUUUGAUACAUCAUCCAUCAAUGCUGCUAUUGUGAAUACUUACAGAUUAGCCUGUGAGAAACAUUUUCAUGAGGCUGGAAACCAAGCAGAAAUCGAGAUGAUGUCAUCCACUGAUUCCAAUGGCUAUUUUAAGGGACCCACUGCAUUGCGUAGGAGCUCCCCGAUCUCUAUGUUUAAGGCUGUGAAAAAUGAUGCUGAAUUGGAAGGGAUGCGUAAUUCUCACCUAAGGGAUGCUGCUGCAUUAGCACAAUUUUGGGCCUGGCUAGAGGAAGAGAUCAACAAAGGUGUGACUUUGACUGAAGUAGAUGUUGCAGACAAGCUUCUUCAUUUUCGCUCAGUGCAAGAUGGAUUCAUCGGCACAAGCUUUGAUACUAUAAGUGCUUCAGGCGCGAAUGGUGCCAUUAUACAUUACAAACCCGAACCUGGUACUUGCAGUGCCGUGCAUGCUGAAAAACUCUUCCUAUUGGAUAGUGGAGCUCAAUAUAUUGAUGGAACAACUGAUGUCACACGGACGGUGCAUUUUGGUGAACCUUCUUCCCGACAGAGAGAAUGCUUUACUAGAGUUUUACAGGGCCAUAUAGCCCUUGAUCAGGCAGUAUUUCCGGAGAACACCCCUGGUUUUGUUUUGGAUGCUUUUGCUCGAUCUGCUUUGUGGAAGAUUGGCCUCGAUUACCGUCACGGCACCGGCCAUGGCGUAGGUGCUGCACUAAAUGUUCAUGAAGGGCCUCAAAGUAUCAGCUUUCGAUUUGGAAAUACAACCCCUUUGAUGAAAGGCAUGGUUGUUAGUAAUGAACCAGGAUAUUAUGAAGAUCAUUCAUUUGGCAUACGUAUUGAGAAUCUCCUGUUUGUGAAAGAAGUUGAAACCCCGAAUUGCUAUGGCGGCAUUGGAUAUUUGGGAUUUGAAAAGCUUACUUUUGUUCCCAUACAGGCAAAAUUGAUUGACGUGACAUUACUAAGUGUAGCAGAGAUUGAAUGGAUAAAUCAUUACCAUUCACAAGUUUGGGACAAGGUAAGAUUGUACGUGUUUUGUUGUGUUCCCUGUACUGCUAUGUUUGUAAUGCUGGGGUUAAAAUCCAAACCCGAAUUAUCACUGGAAGUUGACUGGGGGGGUUUUAAAUUUCCUUUAUUUUUUUCUUGCAGUCUUUCUUCCUUUCUACUUUUGUGAUACUGUCAUAUUUUCUCACUCAGUUUUUCGCGCAGGUGUCAAAGCUACUGGAGGGUUCUGCCCGUCAGUGGCUACGGAACAACACACGGCCUCUCUCCAGGGCAUAAUCUUUCCUGUGUAAAUAUUGUACAUUACUGGACGCUUUGCAGCCCUGGGCUGCAGCAGUCUCAAAUGAAUAGUUUCCUUGGAAAAUUAAAAAUACAAGAAAAACAAUUGCAAGUUGCCAAGAGUUAGUACUCCAAACGUUUCAUAAGAUUUAUGUGCCAAUUAUAACCGCAAAUCUGGUGAUUGGUCUUACUAGUACAUUGUCGAACUUGCGGGCGUGUGCUGCUAAAAUGAUCUAAUAGGCCAGUUUCUUCAAUGUGAGGGAUGCUGAGGAUCACAAGUUGUUGCUAGUUUGUAAACAAUCAUGUUGCAUCUUAAGGGAAGUGUUUCGAUUUUUCUUCUCUUUCCCAAGCUGCAUAGACCAACAAGUUCCUGGCGAGGGAGAUUCAUCAUUUCUUUAAGUAGCUUUAGGGAUGUGUUAACAGUUUUUUCUGUUUCCAUUUUAAAUUAAUCACAAGUCUUUAGUGCGAGGGGAAAGAAAACACGAUACAAUCGACACCACACGACAUAAAUUUAC